Molecule: messenger RNA, 363 nt
Organism: Entrophospora candida
Lineage: Eukaryota; Fungi; Glomeromycota; Glomeromycetes; Entrophosporales; Entrophosporaceae
Source: the annotation of a GenBank genome assembly
AUGGUGGUUGUAUACGGAGUUGGAGGAACCAGAGAGAUUAAAGGCACAGUUUGUGAGCGUUCAAUUGCUGCAGAACUAACUGAUCGUCUGAGUGCGCCUGGCUCCAUGACACCAAGUGUGGAAGGAAUUGAAGCAAACGUUGUAUUUAUUGGUUUAGGUGAUUCUUUACGAGAUGAAAAAGCUUUAGAUAAAGAUUUCGGUGAAGGAAAUUUAUUUGUCAAAGAUUUUGAUCCGUUGGGAGAUGACGAUGAUUUUGAUAGAUUAGAAGAAGACAUUGUUUGCGAUGAUGAAAAUUUUGAUGCGGAUUUUUUACAUUCCAUUCCACAAAAAUCAACUAAUUUGCCAUUAUCAAAGCAGACUUGA